UCGCUGCAUUCUGGGUAAAAUCCCGGGCCCAGAAUUUUCAAGAGCGCACGCGUGGGCCCGUUCCUUCCUUUUGCGUCGUUGCCUCUGAGCGAGCAAGAUGGGUCACCAGCAGCUCUACUGGAGCCAUCCGAGAAAAUUCGGCCAGGGGUCGCGCUCUUGCCGCGUCUGCUCCAACCGGCACGGCCUGAUCCGGAAAUACGGCCUGAAUAUGUGCCGCCAGUGUUUCCGCCAGUACGCGAAGGACAUCGGCUUCAUCAAGUUGGACUAAGUGAACUUCUGGCGUUGGUCAUCAGAAACAUCUACCUGGCAGCUGGAACACAUGCAGAUCUUUGUACAUAAAAUAAAGUGACUUCAAUUAUCAGUGUGUUCGUAUUAUGUAUGGUGUGAUAGGUACAUUUAUCUUUCCUUACCUGUUUACGGAAAGUUGCCCCUGAUCAACUAACGUCAUUGGUAGCAGCAAGAAUAAAACUUUCAAUUUUGGAAUUGG
Sorex araneus (European shrew) is the source of this 487-nucleotide messenger RNA. It is a transcript of the gene RPS29, whose product is annotated as ribosomal protein S29. The record is from RefSeq and is a predicted model, not a curated record. The transcript is spliced from 3 exons. Bases 98 to 268 code for a protein of 56 amino acids. Gene Ontology annotation, cellular component: cytosolic small ribosomal subunit; ribosome. Gene Ontology annotation, biological process: translation. Gene Ontology annotation, molecular function: zinc ion binding; structural constituent of ribosome. NCBI's taxonomy places the organism in Eukaryota, Metazoa, Chordata, Mammalia, Eulipotyphla, Soricidae.